AUGAAUAAAAAAGAAAUUAAACAAGAUGGUGAAUCAGCUCCAUUGACAAAAACAAGUUUACUUAAAAUUGAAUCUAAAGAAGGAUAGAUUAUAUAUAUAUUUACAAAGUUAUUUGAUCAUCCAAUACGAUAAUAAAUUAAAUUUGCAUUUGGAUAGAUUAAUGUGUUUAUUGAAAAAUAAGGAAUUAAAUGUUUCAAAAGUGAAAUGAAUAGCAUGGAAUGUUUAAAUUAAGGAAUUGAUUGGGAUUAGAAAUAUUUUGACAAAAUUAUCACAUGUUUAGAAAGACCUGAUAAAGAUUUUAGGUAAUAUAUAUUUAUUAUAUUAAAUAGCUAUUCAUUUAAAAGAAGUGAAGGUAAUGAACAAGUUCCAUGUGAUUAUAUUCUAAUAUUAUCAGAAAAAGUUCAUAAAUUGAAUGAAGUAAUUUUAUUAAGAGUAUAUUUGAUUGAAAAUCCAUCACUUUCAAAUUUAGAUCAUUUUUACAGAGUUUGUAAAGAGAUAUAAGACAAAAAGGAUAUAGCAUAUAAAAAUUUAGAAGAAAAAUUUACAAAUUUAUCUUAAUAAAGAUAAAAACUAUAAACAGAUAUUGAAUUUAUUAGUAAUUAAUCAUAAUCGAGAGAAAAAGAGAUAUUAAAAAAAUUUGUCCUAUUAUUAAAUGAAAAGAAAAAGGAAAUAUGUAGAUUAAAUUAAAUUAAUGGAUUAAUAUCUAAUUAAAUAAUAGAAGAAGAACAAUAAAAUAAUAAUUAUAUAAAUGUAGAUGAUUUUUUUGAAGAAAAAUAAAUACCAGUUAAAAAACAAUAUGAUGAAUAAGCUCAAAAUUCUUAAUUUCCAGUCAGUUAAAUAGAUUAAUUUUUAUUCACUUAGGAUACAUAAUUUAAGAAAGAUCUCAGAGAAAUCCCAUCAAAAAAGACAAAAUUAUGA
Molecule: messenger RNA, 918 nt
Organism: Paramecium primaurelia
Lineage: Eukaryota; Ciliophora; Oligohymenophorea; Peniculida; Parameciidae
Source: the annotation of a GenBank genome assembly